This is a messenger RNA of Procambarus clarkii (red swamp crayfish), 3048 nucleotides long. It is a transcript of the gene morgue, whose product is annotated as modifier of rpr and grim, ubiquitously expressed. Gene Ontology annotation, molecular function: protein binding. NCBI's taxonomy places the organism in Eukaryota, Metazoa, Arthropoda, Malacostraca, Decapoda, Cambaridae. The record is from RefSeq and is a predicted model, not a curated record.
GUGUUGAUGGGACUCGGCAGCCCACUGCGCCACGGAGACCCUGGUGAGGUUUGUCAACAAGAGCUCAGGUCUGCGGGUCUGGCAUCGGCUGCUGCAAGGUUGACCUCCAACUUUUAGUUACAUUUCCGUGUCGCUGAAUAUAGUGAUUUAUGAUGCAGUUCACCGAGGACUUCGCCCAUAAGCAUGAUUCAUGUUUCCACUGCAGUGGCUUUUAUGGACCAAACUUUGGACAGCCAUUGUGUACCACCUGUCAUGCGUUUCUCUACCCAGAUGAUCCUUCAAAGCUACCUAGUGUUGGUCCAUACCAAGAGAAAACUGAUGAUGGUGAUUCAGGGAAUGAAGAACCACGUGAACCAGGAGAUUAUUACCAAACACAGGAGCAGAUGCAGCAGUUGCCAUCACAGCAGCAGCAAGAGCAAUAUUAUCAGCAGCAGCAUUAUGAUCUUCAUAUAUUAGAACAGCAGCAAGUGCAGCAUCAACAACAACAAGAAGGAAACACUAGCAACAUCAGUGUGUUGGUCAACACCGAAACAGAAACUGACGACUUUGAUUUUGUUGUUGAUGGUGGUGGUGGUGGUGCUGCUGUUGAUAGCAUGGAUGUUGGCAGCAGUGACUCGUUCUUAACAUCUGCUGUAGAGUUAUCGGGAGCAGGACCAUCUACUGUAAUACCUGGAGCUAUAGCAGUGCAAGCAUCUGGAAGUAUGGGGAGCAUUUGUGGUAUCAAUGGUUCUAGUACUAGCAUGCUAGUGAUGGGCGCAGCUGGAGGUAUACCAGGACUAAAUGGUGCAGGACGAGGGGGAGGAGCUUCAAGAGGCAGUGGCAAUGGUGGUGGCAGUCUUCGAAUGGGAGAUACAAGAAUUUCACUUGUUAGGAAUCCUGAAGGAAGAACUGGGGCAAUAAGAGAAACUCUUCAAGAACAAAUAAUCCAACUCACUUGCCCUCGACCUAGUGAAAAUCUUGACCCGAUGCUCAUACAUCGCAUGCCUCCAGAAGUUUGGGUGUUGGUGUUUGAUUUCCUAGACGACAUGACAUUAUGGUCUGUUGGACGAGUGUGUCGUCGUUGGCAGCAACUGGUUGAUCGGUAUGUGACGGAUGAUCAGUGGCAGAAGUACACACAGCGUAGAUGGCCACUCUAUGCACCCCUCUUUAAGAACGUUCCCUGGCAGAUGGUCUACACUAAAUUAACAGAGAGUGCACCUUGCCACGUGUGUCUUCACCAGAUGUCUCUGCUAACACCACCACACAACAGCGAAAACUCGUGGAGAAGAAAUCGCCUACGAAAUGAACUUCGAACACUGCGGUCAGAUCCACCUGAAGGCAUUCAGGCAUCUCCUCUCGAUAAGAUGUCCCUGCACUGGCAAGCUUCAAUACGGGGUCCUGCAGGAUCUCCUUAUGAGGGCGGGACAUUUUUCCUGUACAUCCAGAUACCCCACAGUUAUCCUCUGUGUCCACCUAUUGUUCGCUUUAUCACCAAGAUCUUCCAUCCCAAUAUAUCUCGGCAUGGAGACAUUGGAAUUGACUCCAUACAACAUAACUGGUCUUUAGCAUUAACUAUCUCGAAGGUUCUCAUUUCAAUUCAAUCUCUCCUCACUGACCCAUAUAUUAAGGUGUGUAUGGAACCUGAAAUUGGACGACUGUAUGAAUCCGAUAAAAAGCAAUUUGAGUGUGUGGCAAGAUCUUGGACUUGGACAUAUGCCAUGCAUGAUGCCCUCAUCCCCGAACCUGUGCCAUCUUCCACUCUGAGCCAUACGUUUAUAACAUGUGGCACUUCCUCUCAGGUUAACCUGGACGAUGCACCAUCAGCAAGCGGAACAGGAGCAGAUAAUGACUCGAUGAUUUCAUUUUUCCUGACGUGAUACUUGAAGUAGACUUAAUUUCUACCCAACCAUUUUAAGAAUAUAUAUAUCUCUCUUACAUGAUGAUGUGUGUUGAAUCAACGGAGAGAGACAUGGACACCUAAGUUGUGUAAAUUGCAGAGUCGGUGCACUCUACAAGAGUUUUAUUAAUUCUAAUAUAGUACAAUACUCGCAGCAAAAUAGUGACAAAGACGACAAAGAUAAAAUGCAAAAUUAAAAAAAAAAGGUUAAGAACAAAGUGAGGAACACUGAAAUUAAUGUUUACAAAUUGUUAUGUGGAGGAGCAUUUUGUCAGUAGUAAAUUAUUAAAAUUUCCCCAAAAAAAUCAUAUUUGUAAGAUAAGACAUUAACAAAGUUGUCAUAACUUGUUACAUGUUUUGAGUGUUUUGUAUGGAAGGAAUGAUGAUCAUUACCAGACAAGCUUAAUUGCAAUUUAAGUACCAGUCACAGUAUAUGGUUUGGCCAUAAAGGUCGAGUAAGACUGGGGUGUUAUGUUUUCAAGGUCAUUUUUACUAUGUAUUCAUUUCACUGUCAUUACCGUCUUGGUUUCUUUUUUCGUGAGUGGAAAGGCAUCAGUCAGGGGUGCAAAGUACAGGAAUAACUCUGUGAAGAAGAGCUACAGAUAUUAAAAAAGAAAGUGGCUGUUUUUGCCCCCUUGUGAAAAGAUGGGUUCCCUGUAAUAUAGGAGCUACGAAGCUGUAUGGACCACAUAUGGAUGGGCAAUGGCAACCCCCUCUACCAUUAUUUGUACUAUGUAUAGUUCGUGUAGUAUUGGAGAUUAUAGUAUGACUGCAUUAAAGUUGUAUAUUUAAACAAUGAAAGUGGUUCACAUUCUGGAUGUAUUGUUGGAUACAGCAGAUAAAGUUGUAUCAAUGUGAGCAUAGCCAAAGAGGACUAUCAGUGGGGAAAAUAAGUCACCCCCUCUCCCCUCCACUUGCCUUGUGUAUAUUCUUUGAUUUCAUUAAUUAGCAUCCAGGGAGGAUGAAAAUCCACAUAAAUUAUCAGCUGUAAUGGGGUGGUGAAGUUGUGUUUUUUGGUAGUAAUGAAGCGAGGUGCAGUCUGGGACUAACUUGGUCUAUUUAUUUUCGUUGUUCUCACUUUAUUUUUAGUUCUUGUAUGUACUGAUGUGUUAUGUAUAUUCCAAUGUUAUGUAUUAUUUAUAGAUAAUGAAUACAGAUAAAUACAGUGUGUG